UUUACAUAUCCUUCAGAUUCAAGCAACUGACACCUUUCAACCACCAAAACCUCUUCAAUCUCUUCUUCACCUUCACUUUCACAAAUCACAUUACCUUUCUUCAGCUUGUUUCUGUGUGGUUUCAUUUGAUUAUCCCAUUUCCAAAUUCAAGGUUUUGAUUAUCCUCUCCUCUGCUUCUUGGCAUUAUUCUUGAAUGGCAAACUCAUUAAGAUUUCGAGCUUUCAGGCCUGUGAUUGUUUUUUCAUUCUGUUUCUUGGUUAUUUUCUUGAGACCCAAUGUUUCCUCGGCCACACGCGAUAAGUAUAGGGGUCCAGGGCCACAUGAUGAUUAUGUUCAUGUUACAGCAUUAGAUGGUGAGAGCGGUGGAGCUACUCUAGGAGUUGACGGUAGAUCGGAGCUUUGCAAUAUAGAUAUGAGUAGUUUUCUUCCUCCUCCCUACAACAAUAUAUCAGGCAUGGUCUGCUCACCAGUCUGGAAUAAUUUUAUUUUGAGGUAUCACAAGAGAGAAGAGAACUUGGUGACCUUUAUAUUAUCUGCUGUAUACACCACUGGAUGGGUAGGAAUGGGGUUUUCUAAAGAUGGAAUGAUGACUGGGUCCAGUGCUAUGGUGGGAUGGUUUAACAAGGAAGGUCAUGCAAGAAUCAAACAAUACUAUUUGCAAGGUUCUCGGCCAUCACAGGUCAUAGCAGAUGCAGGUGAAUUGGAUCUCACAAAAGUUCCACCUGCCGUUGUGCUUUAUGGACCCAUGAUUUACUUGGCAUUUCAAGCCAAGUUUGAAAAACCUCUCACUCGCCAACCCAUCAUACUGGCUUUUGGAACAAAAUAUCCAAGGCAUCACCACCUCUCCAUUCAUGAUGAUAAGACCACCGUUCUCUUCGACUUCUCCGCAGGUUCUGCUUCUUCUGGGUAUGCAAAUCCUGGGCAGAUGAAGAAAAAUCAUGGAAUAUUGGGCAUCUUUGCGUGGGGCCUGCUCCUUCCCGUUGGAGCAAUUGUUGCAAGAUACAUGAAGCAUAAAGAUCCACUAUGGUACUAUAUACACGCAGGUAUUCAAUUUGUGGGAUUUAUCUUCGGCCUAGCUACUGUGGUCCUUGGACAACAACUCUAUUCUAAAAUUAAUGCCAGUAUACCGGCUCACAGAUCCAUAGGAAUCUUUGUUCUUACCCUUAGUAUUCUUCAGAUAUUGGCAUUCUUUCUACGGCCCAAGAAGGAUGCCAAGAUCCGUAAGUACUGGAAUUGGUAUCACGGCUGGUUUGGUAGGAUCGCGCUCUUCUUCGGAGCUCUAAAUGUGGUGUUGGGAAUCCACGCAGGAUCUGCAGGGAUGGCAUGGAAGAUAUGCUAUGGGUUUCUAAUUAGUACAAUAUUAGUCACAGUGGUUAUCCUAGAAACAUUGUCUUGGAUGUGGAAAUCAGAAACAACUCCACCUGCUUCCUUCCAAAUGAAUCCAAUUUCAUAAACAAUUUUCAGGGUGACCACGGUUGUUGCAGAAUUUUGACCUGAAAGAAACUGUAAGAAUUGUUCAACAGUUGACCAUUUAUUUGUUUCUGAGAAGGACAAAAUGCCAUGCCAAACUGCACUCAUUCAAUUUUAGACGUGGCCUGCACUCAUGUAAACUUUUAGAAGCUGUUCGUUAUGUAGGCGAUUUCAGUGUGAAUACUAGGGAUAUUACUGAAAGCCGGAUACAAUUAUUUGUAAGGCUGGAGCAAGCAAGUUUCAGCCUUUUUUUGGUGGAAAGUCAACACAAACUAAACAGUGAGAUUCUCCUUUCCACAUUGUGGGCUUGUAUUGCUUCGAGUUUGCAGAUGAAGGUAUAGUCGAACAUACACAAAGUUUCUCCUUCCCCCUCUCCACCUUUUCUUUAGGGAAGACAUGGUUGUCAUGUAGGCUAUAUUGACUAUAUUGAAUAUGUUUCCCGUUCAAGUC
Manihot esculenta (cassava) is the source of this 1920-nucleotide messenger RNA. RefSeq names its product cytochrome b561 and DOMON domain-containing protein At3g61750. The record is from RefSeq and is a predicted model, not a curated record. The coding region runs from base 194 to 1453 and encodes 419 amino acids. NCBI's taxonomy places the organism in Eukaryota, Viridiplantae, Streptophyta, Magnoliopsida, Malpighiales, Euphorbiaceae. The transcript has 5 exons.